Molecule: messenger RNA, 2009 nt
Organism: Lolium perenne
Lineage: Eukaryota; Viridiplantae; Streptophyta; Magnoliopsida; Poales; Poaceae
Source: RefSeq, a predicted model, not a curated record
ACGGACGAUGACUUCGUUGCGUAGCGAGGAUCGUUCCUAAGGCGGCAGCUCGUGGCAUGUUGGUUAUGGGAACACCGCUUGAUUAUCUUCAGGACUCUUAGUCCAAUUUGGAUCUUGUCUGUACCCAGACUAUUUGGCUAUCUUAUGUAUGAUGUAAUGUUGGGACAUGUGUCCUCUGAGUGUCAUUUGGAUCUUGCUCAUUAGAGCGUUGCUAUAUAUAUGAACCUUAUUUCCAUCUUUUGUGUCGUACAUAGUCAUGUUGUGAUAUUCAAGCUGUAUUCUACCCUUGUAUCCUGUGCACAGUGUGUGUAUGUGUGAAGUGCACAGGAAGGUGAAGCACUCAGGCCUGGAAAGCCUACCGUGAGCCUUUGAGGUGGGUGUUGUGUGCAUGGGCGUGUCGAGCUGUUGCUUGGCCUACCCAUAUGCUUGGGAAUGCGAGGCGACCUCACGGUCCUUUGUAGUGACCUCAUGCACAUAAACCCCUCUUACCUGCGCGCUCUGGGUUUUUCCUACUCCUGGGGCUUACAGACUUGGUAUCAGAGCAGGACUGCCUUUAGGAGCCCCUUGCAGCGGACGAAGUUGAGUCUAGAAACUAAUAUUUUAGUAGCUACAUAGGAAAAAUUGUGCGUGAGACUAGGAAUUCUGCUUUUAUUUCUUACCCCACCCACCCUCCCUCUGGUAAGGACGUGCAACGGUUUUACUCUAUUCUUAUCUUGUUUCAUCUAGGCUUGGACGUGUUUGUGGGAAACCAUAGUGCCAUAGGGAAAAGUAUUUUGAAAAUUUUCUGUACUAUGGUUGCUUCGUUAUCAUCCUUUGACAUUCUCCACAUAUAAUCUGUUCCUUUGACAUGUUGGUAUUUUCAUACUAACAUGUUAUUCUCCUUUGAUCCGAUGCUAUCUCGACCACUUCCUUGUUCCGGAGCCGGCUUCCUUAUCGUUAUUCUUAUGGAACUACCGUAUACUCCACUGUCCUGCGUGUCAAGUGGAUGUUUUAGUUUUUCUAUCCUUGUUUGCGGUCGUAUGGAUCUCUUGUGUACUUGAACCUUGUAUGGUGUACCUUGAUGAAUUCUGUGGAUCGAUGUGUUAUCUGGUCUUAAAUCCUUGUUCUAAGCUAUGUUGUCAUAUGUUGUUGCAACCGUCUUAAUGUUUUCCUUCAACAGGAUGGUUAGACCUCCGCCACCUCCUCCGCUGGGACCAGCCCUGUUGCAAAUGACUCAACUGUUGAGCCAGAUGCAGCAAACCCAGCACAACUUCGAUCAAGCUCGUCAUGACAAUGGUCGAGUGAUGAUCCGGGACUUCUUGCAGUUGAACCCGCGAUCGUUCGACUCUACUCCUGAACCGCUGGAUGCAGAUGAUUGGGUGCGCGAUGUCAACCGCAUGCUCAACACAGCGGGAGUCGCCCCAGAAGACAAAGUUCGGUUUGCGACUCACCUACUGAAAGGAGGGUCUGCAGCAUGGUGGGAGAACUUUCUCGAGAUGCGUCCCGCCAAUGCUCCUGAUGUCACUUGGGAAGAAUUCAGGGAAGCUUUCAGAAGCCACCACAUUCCUGAAGGGCUAAUGGACAGGAUGAAGGAGAAAUUCCUCAGUCUUGUCCAGGGCAACAAAGAUGUGAUGACAUACAGCAUCGAGUUCUCCAAGCUAGCUCGCUAUGGUGGCGAAGAAGUGUCUACUGAUGCCAAGAAGCAGAAGAGGUUCCGUAAUGGCCUCAAGCCGGCACUCAAGUACGCGCUCACUCAUGUCUCGAUGGACACCUUCGACAAGCUGGUCAACACUGCUAUCAAGGAAGAGUCGGGUAGGCUUGCGUUCGACGAGUCACGCAAGCAUACUCGAGAGGUUGGUGCUCCUUCUUCAGCGCCGCCUCAGAAGCGCAGGUUGUGGGUUCCUUAUCCCGCAGCGCCAGGACAAGCUACACAAGCUGGGUAUGCUCCCCGCGCAGCACACGCUGGGUAUGCUCCCCGCCCUCCCACCCCACAGCCUACGCGAGAGGACCUACCAAGCUCCGCCAAGGCC